AUGACAGAGGUCGCUUUGUCUGUGUUUGAGCACUCGCUUGCUUUCGCAGAAGCUGAGAACAUGAUAUUUCACACCCUGAACAAGAAGGUCGGCAAACCCGCGAAUGCCACCUCCACCACGACUGCUGCUGCGGCUGCCAUAACAUCGGAAGGCACAAUACCUGCAUCGGGCACGAUUCUUGCUAUUACUGAUGCUGCUCAUGCGCUCUUUGGACAACAUCCUUUCGAUAGAAUAAACGUACCAGUUGAGAUACUACUCAUUGCACUAUUCUCCUGUGGAAAUGCUUUAAGCUCGCAUGUCAUUGCUGUUCUAGGCAAGAGACACCAUUUCAGACUAGUAAACACAACGUUCUGGGGAUUGUGCUAUAUGAUAGCAUUCACUUGGGGAUUCUUUGUGGAAAGCGACAUGGUGCGCAUGGAAGACGGAGUUGCAAAACCGGUCAGUGGGCUGCUACACUUCCCUACAGUCGCCAUAGUGGGCUUUCUACCCCAUAUGGCCAUAGUUUUUGGCAUCGCUGUGUGCAGCGUGAUCUAUAUGAUCGCAUUACUGCUUACAGCAGUGUCGCUUGGUACAAAUCCGAAUAUCCGUCAACCUACCAGUUUAGCAGAACGAGUCAGUAUUGCUCAUGACAACUUGCAAGCUGCGAUACAACUCAGGAGCAUCACUUUACGCUGGUAUGAGGACUUUUACACGUCACUUUUGCGGGUCGGAUUUGCAGCGCUCACCGCUGCAUCCGAGGCUGUUUUUCUCAAUGAAGGCCGCGCUGUGGAAGCAAGGCAAUUCACGUGGCUAGAAAACGACCGUCUUGAUGAAUUGGACGCAUCACGGCCGGAGAAGCCAUCCGAUGAAUCUCAUUUCCAGAUUGUGGAAGAAUAUGGUGUCCCUCACCCCCCUUACGAUGACCAAGGCCGACAGAUGGGGGAUUGGAAAUCAGGUUACGACAAAGAGCGAAAGCUCGAGAAGAACGACAAAACCUUGCAAACUAAGGAUGCGUUCGUCUAUCCUAACCCGCGCUCAGAUGGAGUUGGUGCAUUACAGAGGACAACUAGAUUUUAUCUUCUUUUCAUAUUUGUUCGUGGUAUACUGUUCACAGUUGGAGGCUGGAUCGCAUACGGGGCGGGCGCAUUACUAGAUCGUUUCGGAGUAACUGCCAGACCUACUUGGUUACGCAAAGUGAUCGGAGGCUCGUUGAAGCAGAUAGCUAAUGACAGAGAUCGACUACGUACGGAAGAAGAGAAACAGGAAUUUCACGAAUGGAGACGGCGUCAGGGUUUGGAGCCACGACCCAAGGACGACCAUAUCGAUAUCGAGCAUGAGAUGAGGGACAAGAUUGCUCUAGAAGGACACGAGAAUCCUCAAGAAGUCCUUGAUCAGAGAAUGUACGACUGGUGGAAGGACGGAGGAUGGUGGGGCACCAAGGAUGACAGCGCCGAUUAUGUCGUGCCGAGUGUCGAGAUUGACGAAGAUGCCACAAGCAUAAUCACAACGACCACAACCGGUUUGGACGAUGUUGCAGAUGCCUGGGAAUCGGGGUCGGAAGUGGUCUUCGACAGAGACGUUCAGCAACGCCAACACCCGAAGCACCAAUACUUGACAAUGCGACCUUAG
Molecule: messenger RNA, 1608 nt
Organism: Lithohypha guttulata
Lineage: Eukaryota; Fungi; Ascomycota; Eurotiomycetes; Chaetothyriales; Trichomeriaceae
Exons: 2
Coding region: 1-1608 (535 amino acids)
Biological process (GO): ubiquitin-dependent protein catabolic process; protein ubiquitination
Molecular function (GO): ubiquitin protein ligase activity
Source: RefSeq, a predicted model, not a curated record